This is a messenger RNA of Cucurbita pepo subsp. pepo (vegetable marrow), 1840 nucleotides long. NCBI's taxonomy places the organism in Eukaryota, Viridiplantae, Streptophyta, Magnoliopsida, Cucurbitales, Cucurbitaceae. The record is from RefSeq and is a predicted model, not a curated record.
AAGCCUGAAACUGUAACCUUUAUCCAAACAAAGAAAAUCAAAACCAAAAUGGCGGGCAUUAUCGGAGUUCGUGCCUAUAAAUACCGUCUGCAUUUUCGUCGCUUCCACACCGCCUGAACGCCGAACUCCACCGAAACCCCUUCUCUCUCUCUCUCUCUCUCUCUCUGCAAAUUCACGGGACUUCACGAAGCAAUGGCCUGGCCGGAUCAAGAAGCCGUCGAAACCUUCAUGAGAAUCACCGGUGCUUCCGAGUCUCUCGCCCUGCGCAAGCUCGAGGAAUAUAGAGGUGAUAUCAAUGCAGCUGUCAAUGCUCAUUUCAGUGAAGGGUACAGUUUCAAUCGAUAUGUUGCUCCCACCAUCCCAGAGCAAAACUACACAAAUGCAAAUGGUGGGAGUCAAGGUGGACAAUAUGGGCUUUCGCCACUUCUUAAUGCUGCCAGAAGUUUCAGUCCAUCAAGCCUUCUUGAUCCCAAUUAUAGAAGACAUAUUUUUGACCAGAUGCGUAGAUACCCAUCAUUUGGCCCUCCAUCUUCUAGUACACAUUCACAACCAGGAGGCAUGGGGUCAGUUCCUUCAGGGUUCAAUUCCCUUCUGGCGCAACCAUCUCAUCAAGCAUGGAGGGGUACCUUUGAAGGUGAAAAUCACAGUUCAUCAUUCAGUAAUCAGAAAACAGAGAGAGACACUGAGGAUGAAAUGCUUAGAGCUGCUAUUGAGGCUUCAAAACAGGAUUCUGAUGCUGAGCUCUUACAAAGACAACUUCAGCGAGAGGAUGAUGAUCUUGCUCAUGCAGUUUCAUUGUCGUUGAGGAUAGCCGAGCAAGAGAAAGCAGUCCGCGAGCUGAUGCCAGAGAAUAAAGAUGAAGCUUCAAGCAUAGGAAGGGGUGAACCCAGCAACAGUGGACCAAAGGAGAGCAAGGGAGGGACUACUACUCAUCACCAGCAUGAUCAAGAUCCUUUCUAUCCUAAUGAGAGCUUGAAGUGGGGUGGCAUCAAUUCGAAGGAGUUAAGUGAAGCAGUUUUGCUUGAAUCUGCCAUUUUUGGGGGAGUUUCUGAAGACUUCUCAGAGAACUCUGUGCCAGCAUCUCAUUUGCAAAAUGAUAAAAUUCAAGGCACAAGUAAGGGCACUGAUCUGCAAUCUGUACCAUGUUUCUCAAUACCAUCUUCAUCAACAGAGCAAUCACAACAGCAACAAAAGGACACUGGAAGAAAUUUAGCUGUGCAAGAAGCACCAUUUCCUCCGGAACCAGAAAUAGAUAAUAAAGAUUCAGUAACCCUUCUUCUUCGAAUGCCAGAUGGACGUUGCCAUCAGCGCCGCUUUCUUAAUUCAGACAGGCUUCAACUUCUUUUCAACUUCAUUGCUGACAAAUUGGCUAUGCAGCCUGGCACAUAUAAAGUGGUAAGGCCAUAUCCCAGGUGCGCCUUUGGAGUUGAAGAUGGUUCAAUGAUGUUGAGAGAUCUCGGCCUCACUGGCAAGCACGAAGCCUUGUAUGUGGAGAUAAUAUAAUAUAGCAUUUUCCACCUACCACUUUUGAACCCAACUGAACCAAUGGGUGGUCAUGCAGACAGGUUCUCAAGCUCAAUUUAGUUUAUGUAUAUGAAUAGGUCUGUCGGUGGCUAAAAGAAACAAGAAUUCUUUGAAAAAGCUAACCAAGAGGCUGUUUGAAUGAUCUUAAUCUAUGUUUCUUAUUAGAUGAUUGAUUGAUUGAUUGAUUAUGUCUGUUUAACUUCGUUGACUUCAUUAAUUAUAUUCUGUGUCAGAUUUGAAUCCUGACAAAAGUUGUUUGGUCAACGUCCAUGUUUUAUCAUUAUCACAAAGGAAUUUCAACGUUUGAGUCUUGCAA